AUGAAACUUUCUAGCAUUUUCGGCGCUGCUUGUGUCGUUCAGGGUAUAGUUGGACUCGGGUUUAAGGCCCAAUUUGUCAAUGUCCCGGAAGAAAAGCUCGAAUUGGAAAAUAAAAGAGUAGGCAAGACCUUGCCUAUCCACAGAAACUACCCAUCCAGAAUCGACGCUCAGAUUGUCGGAUUGGGAUCCAAAUACGGCGAGUCUCACAAGUAUCUCGUGAAAAAACUGUACGAAUUUGACGUGGAAGAUUUGGCCGUCGGAGAGUACGAGUUAUUGGUGCAUUCUCAUGACUUCCAUAUCCGCAAGAACAGAUACCGUGUUUCUGUUGGAGAGAACGAGAUUUCGGUUCUAGACGAUUUCUACGGCAUUGAAGAGGUCAAUGCUACAUCUGCACGUGUUGUGAGUGCCGAAAGCCCGCUUCAAAUUGAAGCUAGCAAAAUCAAGGUGUACGAUGAAUCGCCGCAAAACAAGCUCGUGGAGAUGUUGAUGCAAAGUCCGUUUGGCUUCAUCUUCAGAAACAGAUUGUACACGAUUAUGUUUGUGGUUUGCAUGGGUCUUAUGAUUCUCCCCACGGCCAUUCUGUGGUUCUUCCCUGAAUUGGCGGACCAGUUUGCUGAUAUGCAAAAGGAAGCGUACGAGAAGCGGGCCGAGAGGGCAGAGGCCGAGAAGCAGCAGGCUGCGGCGCCCGUGAAGCCCUCCAAGUCGAAGAGGCGGGCGUAG
This is a messenger RNA of Candidozyma pseudohaemuli, 720 nucleotides long. RefSeq lists its product as uncharacterized. The record is from RefSeq and is a predicted model, not a curated record. The transcript has a single exon. Bases 1 to 720 code for a protein of 239 amino acids. Lineage: Eukaryota; Fungi; Ascomycota; Pichiomycetes; Serinales; Metschnikowiaceae.